AUGCCGCCAGCUUCAAAAUUCGAUCCAAAGGACAUGGAGUUCCGAAAACUGGGCUCCGGCCUCAAAGUGUCAGUCCUCUCAUUGGGAGGGUGGCUGACCUACGGCGGAACUCAAAAGGGCUCCAUUGUGAAAGAAUGUAUGCAGGCAGCUUGGGACCAUGGCAUCAAUUUCUUCGAUACAGCAGAGGCAUAUGCCGCUGGUGAUUGCGAAAUUGAGAUGGGUCAGGCACUCAAGGAGUUGGACUGGCCACGUGAUGAGUAUGUCUUGUCCACCAAGAUCUUCUUUGGUACCAAGAGAAAAGAGCCAAACACCAGGGGCUUGUCGAAGAAGCACAUCGUUGAAGGCUUGAAAAGCUCAUUGGCACGGUUGGGGACACCCUACGUGGAUAUCGUCUUCGCCCACCGCUAUGACCCAGAUGUUCCGAUGCUGGAGAUUGUAGAAGCCUUCACACAGACAAUUCACAUGAACCUCGCCUACUACUGGGGUACCUCGGAGUGGAGCGCGGCACAGAUUCAAGAAGCCACCGAGAUUGCCGAAAAGUACAAUCUAAUUGCUCCUGUCGCCGAACAGCCGCAGUACAACGCCUUCCAUCGUGAGCGAUUCGAAAAGGAAUACAAGCCUCUGUACGAGAAGCUCAACUACGGAACAACUAUAUGGUCGCCAUUGGCCUCAGGCCUGCUCACAGGAAAGUACAAUGAUGGUAUUCCUGAAGACAGUCGUUUCGCCAAGAAUCCAGACAUGAUGAAGAACAACAUCGAUAGUCUGAAGACAGAGGAGGGACAAAGCAAGAUCAAGAAGGUCAAAGAAUUGACCAAGAUCGCCGAAAAGCUGGGAGGGACUACCACUCAGCUUGCCCUGGCAUGGUGCGCAAAGAAUCCGAAUGUCAGCACGGUUAUUCUGGGCGCUACAAAGCCACAGCAGGUUGUGGACAAUUGCGGCGCGAUGAAGCUGCUCUCGAAGCUGACUCCAGAGAUAAUGAACGAGAUCGAGGGUAUUCUUGGAAACAAGCCGUGA
This is a messenger RNA of Plenodomus lingam JN3, 1014 nucleotides long. RefSeq lists its product as uncharacterized. The record is from RefSeq and is a predicted model, not a curated record. NCBI's taxonomy places the organism in Eukaryota, Fungi, Ascomycota, Dothideomycetes, Pleosporales, Leptosphaeriaceae.